AUGGAUCCCGAGUUGCGCUAUCCACCCAAACGAGCGAGCGGCAAGCGCAGAGCCCAUAUAGACGAAGACGGCGAUUACGAUGCGACCCAGCGACCCCAAACCCCACCAAGGAGUUCUAAGAAGCGCAAGAGCAACCCUGAGGUAAUUGAUCUCACUGGAGAUUCUCCCUCUCCUCAAAGGGCUCCACCCAAAAAGAGGGGCAAGCGCGACACUGACGCACCCGUCGAAGAGAAACGAACUAGAGUGUUUCGCAAGCGCGCGACGGAGAGCUACUUGGCUGUAAGGGAAAGAGCGUUCACCCAGCGUCUCACGGUACUCUCGCGCGAACGAUGCGGAAGCGAUACCGUGCCUGAGGAGAAGGUCAUCAUAGCCGGCUCGACCGGCAACGUCUAUACCGUCUCAAUUGGUCUUGUGCCAAGUUGCGACUGCCCACAUGCGAGGAAGGGCAAUCAGUGCAAGCACAUUGUUUAUGUCAUAUUGCGCGUGCUAAAGGCGCGGGAGAAUAUCGCCUACCAGCUAGCACUCCUCAGCUCCGAGCUGCGCGAGGUUAUCAAGAACGCGCCACCUAUCCCAGGUGUUGAGACAGACGGAAAGGACGGCACGGAGAAGGCAGGAGAAGAUGGAAACCGGAAGUCCAUCGAGGGCGAAUGCCCCAUCUGCUACGACGAGCUUGGUAGUAAGGAAGAUACCGUCUACUGCAAGGUCAGCUGCGGAAACAAUAUACACAAGGCCUGUAUGCAGAACUGGAUGGCGGCAUCGAGCGGCAAAGGAACAUGUCCGUACUGUCGUGCCAAGUGGGAAGCAGAUACUGGGUUGGAAGGCAAUCUGGGCGAUCUAGUUACAAAGGGUUUACGGAGGAAUGAAGAUGGAUAUGUCAAUGUUGCUGGUCAAUUGGGCUUGUCUGGUCACAGAGACUAUUCAACAUAUCACCAACCCUGGGUCCGGCAGCGGGGAUAUGGGGGUCUGAGGAGGGGUGGCUACGAUUAUGACAAUUACUACUAA
Pyrenophora tritici-repentis Pt-1C-BFP is the source of this 1002-nucleotide messenger RNA. Its product is annotated as RING Zn-finger protein. The record is from RefSeq and is a predicted model, not a curated record. Gene Ontology annotation, molecular function: ubiquitin protein ligase activity; zinc ion binding. Lineage: Eukaryota; Fungi; Ascomycota; Dothideomycetes; Pleosporales; Pleosporaceae.